Messenger RNA from Cajanus cajan (pigeon pea), 324 nucleotides. The record is from RefSeq and is a predicted model, not a curated record. Lineage: Eukaryota; Viridiplantae; Streptophyta; Magnoliopsida; Fabales; Fabaceae.
AUGACAAAGUGGGAGUUUCUCCGUUCAAGUCGAGCUCGGAGGAGAUAUUGGGCAAGGAGCUAUGCUGGAUGGAGGCGAUUUACAGCGGCACAACCAUCUGCUGCCCAUACUGCUUUGGCAACAUUAGAUAAAGCUGGCCGAAUCCAUCUCAUGAUUACACAAAAUGUUGACAAGCUGCAUCAUCGUGCUGGUAGCAAUCCAUUAGAAUUACAUGGGACUGUAUACACUGUAAUUUGUAUAGAUUGUGGAUAUUCCUUUUGCCGGAGCUUAUUUCAGGACCAGUUGAAUAAGGACCUUAAUCCAAAGGUUAGAGUUUGCAACUAA